This is a messenger RNA of Kockovaella imperatae, 911 nucleotides long. RefSeq lists its product as hypothetical. The transcript has a single exon. NCBI's taxonomy places the organism in Eukaryota, Fungi, Basidiomycota, Tremellomycetes, Tremellales, Cuniculitremaceae. The record is from RefSeq and is a predicted model, not a curated record. The coding region runs from base 102 to 800 and encodes 232 amino acids.
AUGUAGUAGAUGUAUCCAUAGAGCAAUGAAGGGGAGGUGAGAGGGCGGGUCCUUUGGCUUCCAUCAAAGAUCAUGUCGUCAAGGUGUUAUUGUUCAUCGCGAUGGCUGUCGUCUAUUGCGACCAUGUCACUCUUGCGAGCCUAGCCCAUCGUCUAGGACUGGCCAACUGCAGACAGGCAGCUUCCUGCUGCUGUACGUUGACCCCAAGCUCGUCGGGUCUAGGAUCCCCGGGGGGGUUUACGACAGAAGCCAUGCCUCCCUUCCGUGAUCCGCUCUCACCCGACACUUCCUGGUCCUCGUCAUCCAUCGACUACAAACCUUCAGCUGGUCGGAGCAGGCGAGAUGAGUACAUUCAGGCGAAGAAUGCAGCCAAUGAGGAGUACUACGGUCCAGGUGUCAAGCCUCCAGAUCGAAAGAAGCUCAAGCAGGUGCAGAGGCGCUCCGAUGUCGCUCCGAAAUCGACGAACAGUAAAUCAACGCUCACAAGUGAGAGGACGAAUACGAUGAACGAGGCUAGAGUGCCCGCACGAGAGCGCAUCAUCGGUGCUAAACUAGACGAUGUCGCGGAUCUGAGGUCGAAGCCUGAGGUAUGGGUCAUCGUAGAUAGCGAUCCUGAACCUGAGGAGACGGCUCCCCGAGCUGCAGCCACGGCUCCUCAGGAAUCGGCUCAAAGCACACCUGCGGUUUGGAUCCCUGCCCAAGAUAGAGCCCUCUGGCUAGCUCAAGUGAGUUAUGCCAUGUAUUUCCCGCUUAUAGGCAGCUCAGGUAUGGUGAAGGGAGGAAAUGGGAUGAAGUCCUGAAAGCCGUGAAUGAAGCUGGGAGGGCAGCCGGACAGCCUGAACAAACGAUGAAUGUGGGUUCGGUCGUGGCCUGAUCCCGGAGCUGACAUGACGAAGAGCUGCAAGAACAGA